AUGGCCUCUCAUAUCAGAGGUAACUUGACGGAAGAACAAUUAAAGAGGAUAGAAGCAAAUAGAAAAAGAGCGUUGGAACGUUUGCAACAAAAAAAGAAAAAAGAUGCUGGUGAACAUGUGCCUUCAUCAACUCCGAAAAGCACCUCCACCACCACGACAAAAGAGACUGGUUCUUACAGUCCAACUAAAACAUUGAGCCAAAUUGUCAAUUCAGAUUCAGUCCAGGUUCUGUCUAAAUUUGUGGAAAUUGAAACAGACGGUAGUGUGAAGAAACGACGCGUGCUAACGGAAGAACAGAGACAGAAGAUCGAACAGAAUAGACUAAGGGCAAUAGAAAUUCAAAAGAAUCUCAAGCAAAGGGAAAACCAGAAAGAUGAUAGCACCACAAGUUCUAAGCCGGUAGACAAUAUCCGGUUGAACCAGAACCGUCCUGAUUCAGUGGUUAGUUCUACCAAAAAGUUCCAACCUCCUCCUAUUCGCAAACAAGAUUAUAUUGAAUUCGAUUUUGCCACCAUGAAGGAUACGAAAGGUGGGUUCCUUCAGGACGAAAAGACAAACACUCAAGGAGCAGAUGAACAAACAUUGCAAGAUUGGAAAAAUAAGCAGAGAGAACUACAAAAAAUUAGAGAGUUGCCACCUCCAAUAGAUUUGCAGAAUAUUCCCCGCUGCCGUGAAUGUCAAUCCAUGGAGGUGGAUGCAAACUUGAUGACAAAUUUCAAUGUGCGAGCUUGCCGAAAGUGCAUCAAAGCUCUUCCUGAAAAAUACUCGUUGCUUACAAAGACUGAAUGUAAAGAGGAUUAUUUGCUCACGGAACCAGAACUUCAAGAUACGACACUACUUCCUCGAAUAGAGAAACCCAACCCUCAUGGAUACAGUAGGAUGCAGUUAUUUGUUAGAUUUCAGGUUGAAGAAUUUGCAUGGAAAAAAUGGGGAGGCCCUGAGGAACUUGACAAGGAAUGGGAGAGACGUGAAGAGAACAAGGUCAAACGUAAAGAAAAGAAAUACCACGACCAACUCCGUGAAAUGAGAAAAAGAACUAGGGCAGAGGAGUAUACCCGAAAAUUGAGAGAUGGCAAAUCGUUAGGGGAGAGACAUGUGCAUGAUUGGUCUUCGCCCGUGAAUAUAGACAAACACACAAUCAAGCGGAGAUGUAUUGACUGUGGUAUUGAGACAGAAGAAGUGGUGAUAUGA
Messenger RNA from Candida albicans SC5314, 1191 nucleotides. It is a transcript of the gene RAD14, whose product is annotated as Rad14p. Gene Ontology annotation, biological process: nucleotide-excision repair, DNA damage recognition; nucleotide-excision repair involved in interstrand cross-link repair; UV-damage excision repair. Gene Ontology annotation, molecular function: damaged DNA binding. The coding region runs from base 1 to 1191 and encodes 396 amino acids. Gene Ontology annotation, cellular component: nucleotide-excision repair factor 1 complex. The record is from RefSeq and is a predicted model, not a curated record. The transcript has a single exon. Lineage: Eukaryota; Fungi; Ascomycota; Pichiomycetes; Serinales; Debaryomycetaceae.